Molecule: messenger RNA, 719 nt
Organism: Camellia sinensis
Lineage: Eukaryota; Viridiplantae; Streptophyta; Magnoliopsida; Ericales; Theaceae
Source: RefSeq, a predicted model, not a curated record
AAAUACGCUGUCAUGGGUGCAUCUCAGUCCGCACAAGUGUUGGAAGACGAGGACGAAGACGAAGAUGAGGAGGAGGAGGAGGCUGAGCAGGAAGAAGACCAUACUGGCCGAAGAAAUGACCCAAGAAGAGAAUUAGGCGAUACCAGUUUGGUGAAGAAGGUUCUAGAACAGGAGCCAGAGAUGUUGCCCUGCCACACCUCGGCAUCCCCGCUCUCCCCCCAGCUCUCCUCCUUCGGCACUCCUCGACUCGGACCUUCGAUCAAGGUCUGGGACCCUUACAAUGUUCUCGCUCCUCCUCCUCCUCCUCCUCCGCCGUUGCCUUUCUCCAGGAGCUUUUCGUCGGAUGUGCUUCUUAACGAUGCUCGGACCAUUACAGAGGUGUUCUUGAUCAGUCACGGAGAUUGGCACAUGAAUUUGAGACCAGAUUUGAUUGCCGGUAGGUGUCCCGAUGCUGCACUCACCCCCAAUGGGAAGCGCCAAGCUAGAGCUCUUGCUGUCUUCUUGAAAUCACAGGGUGUUCGAUUUAAUGCUGUUUACACUUCGCCAUUGGAUCGGGCUCGAGCAACUGCUGUUUCCGUAUGUCUGGUACAUUUCUGUUUUGUUUCAUUUCUUUUCCUGCAAUUCUUAUGUUAUGUGUUAAUCUCUGUGUUAUUUCUUCCUUCAUUGUGAUGAAACUGUGUACAGGCCUUAUCCAAACUGCUGAAAUUAGUACUCUUUUU